AUGGAAUCCUGUCACGAUUUCCCCUACAAAUCCAGCUGCAAUGCCCGUAACGGUUCCUUCUCCUAUACCUGCUGUUACAAUAUCCUGUCAACAAAUUCCUACAAAGCCUUGGUCCUGCCGCCAAGCAUCAACAGCCUGCAAAACCGACGAACACAUUGUACACCAAACCAACAGCCUCUUCUUUUUAGAUCUUACUACAAGCUUUCAGCAUUGUUGAAAAUGACUUCAGACAGAACAAAGGUGGUUCAGUUCCAGCCACACACAAUGUUCAUCAAUAGGGUUGGAUGUAGUCUCUGCCUACAGCAAUCUGAUACUCAGUCUGUCGUAUGGAUACAUCCCACUGAUCCUCCAAAACCAUUUGAGUGGCAGUCGUCAGCUAAAGUUGAACUUUUGAAGUUACGGAUAGAUGGCUACAAAUGGAGUACACCAUUCCGUGUAGGUUAUGAAGGUAUAAUGCACAUUAGUUUGGAAAAAGAUGUUGGAGAUGAAACAAUGCAAUUAAGGGUUGCAGUAAGAAGUGGUGCUAAGAGAUCACGAUUUGAAGUGGUUUUUCGUCUGAAUUCAUUGUCAAGUCCUUACAGAGGUGAAAAUCGUUCGAUGUUCCUACCCAUUCGUUUUCGUCAAGCUGAUGGUAUCGGUGAUUCCUGGCAACUGCUGCUUCCAAACUCUGUUGCUUCUUUUCUGUGGGAAGAUCUUGGUAGGAGAUGUUUGUUGGAACUCUUGGUAGAUGGUACUGACCAAAUGAAAUCACUGAAGUACGAUAUCGAUGAAAUUUCUGAUCACACGCCUGUCCAUGUAGCAGAAGGACCAACCAGAGCGUUGCGUGUUACAAUUGUAAAGGAAGAGAAAACCAAUGUUGUUAGGAUCAGUGAUUGGAUGCCUGAAACUGAACCUAUAGGAGUUAUGAGCCGAAGACAUUCAUCAUCAGUGAAUGAUUCUCAAAAGCAACAGCUAAUGUCAGAUACGGACUUUGAGUUUCACAUCAAUGUUGAUCUUGCUGAGUUUGGGGUGUCUAUUGUUGAUCAUACACCAGAGGAAAUUUUGUACCUGUCUGUUCAGAAUCUUGUUCUGGCAUAUUCAACCGGUUCGGGAUCCGGAAUCAGUAGAUUCAAACUCAAAAUGUGUGGGCUACAAGUGGACAACCAACUGCCAUUACCUCAAUUUCUUCCGUUUGAUUGUAUGCGGCAUGGAUGCCGUGAUGAGUAUGCUUGCUUCAACUUCCUGCUGGAGCAAUAAACCAACUGGGA
Messenger RNA from Lathyrus oleraceus (garden pea), 1247 nucleotides. RefSeq lists its product as uncharacterized. The record is from RefSeq and is a predicted model, not a curated record. Gene Ontology annotation, biological process: protein targeting to vacuole; protein retention in Golgi apparatus. NCBI's taxonomy places the organism in Eukaryota, Viridiplantae, Streptophyta, Magnoliopsida, Fabales, Fabaceae. The coding region runs from base 1 to 1236 and encodes 411 amino acids. The transcript has 2 exons.